UUAAUAUGCCAAAGGAGAGAUACUUUCAUCCUGUGAGGAGGGAAGAGCAUAUUUUGAAAAAUUAUUGCAUUAAGUUUUUACCUUUCUCUGCCUCAUCAUAGGGAAGUGAUUGAGGGUGGGGCUACAUUGCAGCUAUCAUUCUGGCCUACCUGCCAUGAUUGGUGUUUAGAAUUCUGGAUUUCCCUAUGACUUUAGUUAAAGUAACUUGCCAGUCUGUGGCACUUGAAAAUUUUAAUUCCAUCUUGAUUCCUUUGUGUAAUACUACUAACAUAUUAUGCCAAUUUGUUCAUUCAGUAAAUAAUUAUAUUCCCUGUUGGCAUUGCUUUUGUUUUUCUUUACUGAAGAUGAUUAGAUUAAAAGACUGUGUGAGAAAGUCUGUCCCAUGAAGCUGAAUGUCUCAUUCAGUUUUCUGCCCUCUGACUACCUUAGUACUUCUGUUGCAUUGUGUUCAACAUUUGCCUGGGCACAGAUUCUUCUUUGGGUUUGGUGUUUUUCUCUAAAUGUCAUUGAAUGUGGAAGUACAGUCACAGAGCUGUGAUGCCAACAUCUAGGACAAGAAAUAGAAAGAGCCACCAGAGUACAGUAAGUAGAUAGAUGUUAGCAGCUCGGCAAAGCUAGGAGCAAAUCCUAAUUCAAGUCACUGAUCCAACAGGCUGGGUGAACUCAGUGAUCUAGGUGGAAGCCUGGAAAGGUUUUGUUUAGUCUGUCAUUUGGACUGCAUUAAGCAGAUAGUGUAUUAUCUUUUUUUUCCCUUUGGCUCAGUCAGCAGAACAUGGUGCAGCCUUGUAUCAGUGAAGAACAGUUUGGGUUGUAUGAGCUGUCAAGAGAGACUGGUUGGCCAGAGAAUAGAAUUCUCCUUUGUCAGUCUCAUAAGUCCUAGUGUGUUGCUGAGAGACUCCCAGGCUGGGUCAGCCUGUUUUGGUCUGUGGGUUCUAUGGACUGGUUGCAUGGGAAGGAUCUGGGAGACCUCAUUCCCCAAGAAGGUGAUUGCAGGACCAAAUACCCAAAGACAGAAGUAGAAUUUGUAUUAGAGGCAUAAGUUCUGGGUGGAAGUAGACAGAACCAGUUUUGGCAGGAUGUGGGCCUCUCCACAUGAGUUGAGAAAUCUUUGUUUCUGUAUGCUAAUUUUCACUGGUACAUACACAUUUAGUCCUUUCUAGCCUUGUGGGUGGGGCUGAGACCUAAGCAUCCAGUCCUAUAUAAGGAUGGCAGUUUUAAUGUGGCCAGUACCCCGAUCUUCUCAGCUCAGUGCAUGCAGCUCCACUACUCACCAUGCUGUGCAGUGAGCAGGAGGAAUAAGAGGAGAUUUGGGACUUAAUGAGGUUUCUGUGUGGGUGAGACUGGGCUUUGUUGUUUGCCAUGUUUUCUUUCAGCAGCACACCAUAUAUUAUACUACGGUGUCCAUUAAAUUUGUCUUAAGUAUGAAAGUUGGUUUUUUGUGGGCCCUGUACAUCAGUAGAUUUGUGCAUUGAUAUUUUCAAUAUCUCAAUGUGCUGCUAGGAGGUGGCAUUUGCUGCAGAUGCUUUACUAGGGCCAUGUCUGUAGCUACAUCCACCUUUCCCUCCUCUCUGGCCACCAUGCUUUGAAUGUAUUUUCCUCCAUCUUGGCACUUUCCCAUCCAAUUUAUACCUUGGAACCAGGAGAACAUGAACCAAAACUGAGUCAACAUAAAACCUACUCCUUUAAGUUGAGGUUGUUGGAUAUUUUGUCCCAAGAUAGGAACAUGGUUAAGAUAUCUAAUUAUGCUGUCUGUUAUAAGCUUAAAUAGGCGAUCUCAAAUACACAAAUUGCAUCCUCCACUCUGGGCUUCACUGUGAUGAUGGUAAGUUCCAAAAUUGACAAACAGUUCCCCAUGGGCCCAAAGUCAUUAUAGGGUGUUUAAAAAUUAUUUAAAAAUUAACAUUAUCUAUGAUUAAAUUCAGUGUUAGAUCACUUCCCAAGCAUCCAUUUACCUCUUAUAUUCAGAGAAGUAAAAAUAAUGAAUAAAUUAGUCAAUAAAUGGAGUUUUAAAGUGUAUCAUAUGAAAAUUAGAUAUGUUACCAUUUUAAAUAAGAGAAGAAGAAAUUCUGCUGUAAAGGACAACUACAAGAAAGGAUUUCCUGUUAAACUCACAUUUUUUCUUGAAGAGACUGUGACCUUUGAGGAUGUAGCUGUGAACUUUACUGAGGCGGAAUGGGCUUUGCUGAAUCCACCCCAAAAGAAGAUCUACAUAGAUGUGAUGUGGGAAACAUGUAUGCAUAUGACUGCUAUACAACGAACUUGUGGUAACCAGCAAAUGGAGGAGCAAUACAAAGAUUGUUCAGGAAAUCUAAGAAAUGAUGCAGACAGAUGUUUGAGAUUGGAAGAGAUGCUGUGUAAAUGUAAUGAAUAUGGAAAAAACUGGAGUGAUCUCCAUUCUUUUCAAAAACAUGAAAUGAGAAAGACCAGAGAGAAGCAACAUCAGUCUGAGCAAUGUGAGAAAGCCUACUCUGAUCUUAGUGAACAAACUCACCCUGGGGAGAAAACAUUUCUAGGUAAGAAAAAUGUGAAAGCCUCCAGCACACCCAGUUGUUUUCCAAUCCAGGAAAGAAAGCAUAGUGUAGGGAGUCCAUAUGUGUACAAACAAUGUGAGAAAACUUUUAUGUCUUCAUACUAUAUUCAACCAAAUGAAAGAAUACAUGCUGGAGAGAAGCCCUAUGUAACUAAGGAAUGUGUGAAAGCAUUAUCGCAUACUCCAGAACUGAUGAAAGAAUAUAAUUCUGUUAAGUGUGCACAGGCCCCAGCAAGAAGCCUGCCCAGAAAGCAGCUGCCCAAGUGA
Heterocephalus glaber (naked mole-rat) is the source of this 2797-nucleotide messenger RNA. Lineage: Eukaryota; Metazoa; Chordata; Mammalia; Rodentia; Bathyergidae. The record is from RefSeq and is a predicted model, not a curated record.